Scomber japonicus (chub mackerel) is the source of this 1551-nucleotide messenger RNA. RefSeq names its product alpha-2B adrenergic receptor. Gene Ontology annotation, cellular component: membrane. Bases 1 to 1551 code for a protein of 516 amino acids. Gene Ontology annotation, biological process: adenylate cyclase-activating adrenergic receptor signaling pathway. Gene Ontology annotation, molecular function: G protein-coupled receptor activity. NCBI's taxonomy places the organism in Eukaryota, Metazoa, Chordata, Actinopteri, Scombriformes, Scombridae. The transcript has a single exon. The record is from RefSeq and is a predicted model, not a curated record.
AUGGCAGCAGCUCCACAUGCACCCUGCCUGUCGGAGCUCGGUGGACUUCCCGGCAAGAACAUCAGCCUCGUCUCUGGCACCCGACCCUGCAACCGUAGCACCGUCAGGGCCUCGACCUACUCACCGCAAGCCACCGCCGCCUUCGCCAUCGCCAUAACGUUCAUGAUGCUCAUGACCAUAGUUGGGAACAUCUUGGUCAUCAUCGCCGUGCUGACAUCCCGAUCCCUCAAAGGAGCUCAGAACCUUUUCUUGGUGUCUCUGGCUGCUGCAGAUAUUUUAGUGGCUACGCUUAUUAUCCCUUUCUCGUUGGCUAAUGAGCUGCAGGGCUACUGGGCCUUUAGCUCCAUUUGGUGUGAAAUUUACUUGGCGCUGGAUGUUCUCUUCUGUACUUCCUCUAUUGUGCACCUGUGCGCCAUAGCACUGGACCGCUACCUGUCCAUCUCGCGGCCGGUGACCUACGGUGCCAAACGUACCCCCAUACGCAUCAACGCAGCCAUUAUUGUAGUCUGGCUGAUUUCGGCGGUCAUCUCAUUCCCUCCUCUUCUCACGCUGGACAAGAGCGAAGGGGGCGAAGAGUCGUGCGAGCUGAACAAUGAGCGAUGGUAUAUUCUCUACUCAACCAUUGGCUCCUUCUUCGCCCCCUGUGUGAUCAUGAUCCUGGUUUAUGUGAGGAUUUAUCAGAUUGCGAAGAAGCAUACACGCCACCCGCCUGGGAAGAAGAAUAAAACAGCGGUGGCGGGUGUCAGCGUUGUAACCAGUGAGCCUGGGGUGAAGUUAGCCGGACAGAACGGAGAUCAAGGAGGUACAACUGUGGGCCAAAACGAAGAAGUCCUACCCAAAAUGUCCAACUCGGAUUCCACGCCGUCAUCACUUCAAAAAGAGAAUGAGAACAUCACGAGCACGGACACUCAGCACUAUCCUCCUCAUUCGAGUACUGCUCAAGUCCAAAAAUCCACUUCUAACCCCUCAAUCCCCCAACAAGGAAGUCAAAUCCUCUCAGCUGUUCCUCAUAAACAACUCAAGAAAAGAUGGAAAGCACAGACAGAUGAGCUUGACAACUCUUCCAGCUCUGGCUCCGAGGCCGAGCUGGAAAUCUGCGAGAAACGUGUUGCAGGUAAAGAAGAGGCAAACAAGACUGACGAGCAAAGCAAAAGGUUUAAAGUUCAGAUGAUGAAUCUGGCGUGCAGAUACAAAAACACAAUGGCCACAUCGUCUGGCACCAAACUGGUUCCUGAGGGAACUCCUAAGAUUCAUGGGACGCCCAUCUCCCGCCGCAAAGCCAUGGUGAACCGGGAGAAGCGGUUCACCUUUGUCUUGGCUGUGGUGAUGGGAGUGUUUGUGAUCUGCUGGUUCCCCUUCUUCUUCUCCUACUCUCUCCAGGCAGUGUGCCCCGAGACCUGCAGCAUCCCCAACCCCUUGUUUAAAUUCUUCUUUUGGAUAGGUUACUGCAACUCCUGCCUCAACCCGGUCAUUUACACCAUCUUCAACAAGGAUUUCAGGAAGGCCUUCAAGAAGAUACUGUGCAAGAACACAAAGGGUACGUUCUUCUAA